UCGCGACCAACAAGAAAUUCAGUUCAUUCGCGAGUGUUGGUCCGACACCAGGGCCACUUUCUUCCGAAUAGCACACGCUGCCAUUCGGUCGAUGCUGUCGGAAUAAGAAGUAUUACUUAGAAUUUAUGUAAAAAUAGCUACACGACCGGUCAGUUGUCGUUUAAUACGCGUUUUGUCUCAAGUCUGAAGUUUUUUUCUGAAUUAAUUCUAAAUUUUAAAGGUGUGGGCAAAUAGCUUUAAAUAGAAUUACAGUGUUUCUUUUUGGGGUAAUUAUUUUUUUUUUUUUUUGGCGCAUACGACUGUGCCAGUUUUAAAUUAAAAAUCGCAUCGAAAUCAUGCAUAGUAACCACGUGUGUCUAACCGUCAUGGCGGUCGCCAUGCUGCAAUUGGUACCGGCCCCGGUACAAUCCACCAUCGUACUGACCCACACAAAAUCGGAGAACAGUUCAACUUACAACGGAAUGAAAAUCAAUAAGCAUCCCGGAGAAGAUUCUGAUGAUCAAGAAACAGCGGCAUCACAUUGGACUCCUGAUGGAAUUAUAAACGAUGAUUCCGCUGCUUAUGUUGCACCAGAAGAUUAUUUCUCAGCUGCUCAUGGUCUGGUUCAGACUCACCCAGCCACAUUCAAUGGUUUCGGAAGUAUUUCUGAGGCAUCACACGUAAAUGUACCACCAUUAGGAUACUCUUCUUUAGAUUUCGAUAAAAGAGGUUUAGAAGAGUUGCGUAAAAACCCUGAAUUAUCAUCACCCGAAGAAUGCGCUAGGGCUUGCCGGGAGGGAGAUCCACCUAAAAUAUGUUAUUACCAUUUUACGGCUGAACUUUACGAUGUACUGGGAGCAGCUUGUCAAGUUUGUACACCAAACGCUACCAACACUUUAUGGAGUCAAUGUCAAUGUAUUUUAGCUGACGGAGUUGAAAGAGGAAUGUUAUCAAUCAACCGUAUGUUGCCCGGUCCAAGCAUACAGGUCUGUGAAGGAGACAAAGUAGUUAUUGAUACCUUGAAUAAAAUGCAAGGUAUGGAUUUGGUAAUUCAUUGGCAUGGUAUUCACCAGCGAGGUACCCAAUACUAUGACGGUGUACCUUAUGUUACCCAAUGUCCAAUUCAUGAAGGUAAUACGUUUAGAUAUCAAUUCAAUGCAAAUGCUGGUACUCACUUUUGGCACUCCCAUUCCGGUCUACAGAAAAUUGAUGGUAUUUACGGCAGUAUCGUAGUACGUCAACCACCAUCACAUGAUCCAAACAGUCAUCUUUACGAUUAUGAUUUGACUACUCAUGUAGUAUUAUUGUCUGAUUGGCUUCACGAAUAUGCUAUAGAAAGAUUCCCUGGUAGAUUGGCUGCUAACACUGGACAAGAUCCAGAAUCAUUGUUGAUCAACGGCAAAGGACAAUUCACCGACCGUAAUACUGGGUUCAGCACCAACACGCCAUUAGAGACGUUCACCGUUACACCCGGUAGAAGGUAUAGAUUCCGUAUGAUCAAUUCUUUAGCAUCAGUUUGUCCAGUUCAACUUACCAUUCAAGGACAUCCUUUAGUACUUAUUGCUGCAGAUGGAGAGCCCAUCCAACCAGUGGUCGUAAACACUAUUAUUUCAUUUUCAGGUGAAAGAUACGAUUUCAUUAUUAAUGCUGAACAACCUGUGGGAGCAUAUUGGAUUCAAGUCCGAGCACUCGGAGAAUGUGGUAUUAAACGUGUCCAACAAGUGGGUAUACUUAGAUACGCUAGAGGUCCAUACGUUCCAAAAUCUGAUAGACCAAGUUAUGAUGUCGGUUUACCACAAGGAGUUGUAUUGAAUCCAUUGGAUGCCAUAUGUGAUCGCCCAAGAAAGGACGCCGUCUGUGUAAACCAAUUGAAAAAUGCUAAAGUAGUUGAUAAGGGUCUAUUACAAGAAAGACCAGAUGUCAAAAUUUUCUUACCAUUCAAAUUUUUGAUUUACACACCUGAAGAGCUUUUCCAACCUAAUCAAUAUAACAAUUAUUUAGUUGCUCCUGGUGGUGGAGAUCAUGUUAUCAGUUUGAUUGAUGAAAUAUCUCACAAGUCUCCAGCAUCCCCUAUGCUUUCUCAGAUCGAUGAUAUUCCACCAGAAUCUUUCUGUAACGGAGACAAUAAGCCACCAAACUGUGGUAGAAAUUGCAUGUGCACACACAAAGUAGACAUCCCAAUGCAUGCGGUUGUAGAAGUCGUUCUUGUCGAUGAAGUCCAACAACCCAACUUAAGUCAUCCAUUCCAUUUGCACGGUUAUUCAUUCAAUGUCAUUGGUAUGGGACGUUCACCUGACAAAAAUGUAAAGAAAAUCAAUUUAAAACAUGCUUUAGAUUUGGAUAGGAGAGGUCUUCUUGACAGACACUUCAACUUACCACCAUCAAAGGAUACCAUUGCUGUACCUAACAAUGGUUAUGUAGUCUUCAGGUUUAGAGCUGACAAUCCAGGUUACUGGUUAUUCCAUUGCCAUUUCUUAUUCCAUAUCGUAAUUGGAAUGAAUCUGGUACUCCAUGUUGGAACUCACGCUGACUUACCUCCAGUACCUGAAAAUUUCCCAAGAUGUGGAGAUUUCUUAUCACCUGUCAGUUUUCCUGGUCACUGACAAUAAAAUAUACCAUUUUAAUGUUAGUCCAAAUCAAGUGCUCAUAAUAUAAAUAAAUGAAUACCACAAAUAAAAAUAUAAAAUGAAAAAGUCUAAACAAAAUUUAUUUGUUUUUUAUAUCUAUAUUUAUUUCAUUAUAUUUUUUUAAUUUUGCUUAGUAUAUAUAUAUAUAUAUAUGUUUAUUUGUGCUUGUAAUUAAUAUUUUAGAACUUUAUAUUAUUUUACUACCUUAAGAUAACGUGUUAUGCCAUAACCGAAUUAUAUUAUUUAUAUGUUAUUAUCAUUUAGUCACUUUCCAAUUUUUUUUGUAACAUUCACUUUGUCUAAGUCAUUUCUUAAUCAGAUAAAGUCUUACCAAAGCCAAAAGUUUGAACAACCAACUAUAUUGUCUUGCCUCAUUAUUAUAUUUGUAAUUGUUUAUGUAAAUUCACCAAAGCUUGCCAAUACGAAUAUUUAAAGACAAUGUGAUUAUUUAUAGAUAAAUAUCAUAAUAAAAUGUUUACUUUAUAUUAUUAUAUAAUAUUUUGUCUAAUACAUCAUGUACAUAAUGUUCUAUAAUACUUAGAUUUUAGAUAAUUAAAAUUAUAUUAUUAAAAUUAUUUUCAUUGUAUAAAUUAUAAUAAAUGUUUUGUUUCGUCGUGAGAAAAUUAGUGGGGCCAUACAAUUGUUGUAUUGUUCUGAAACAAUCAUAUCACCUUAUUUACCUAAAAAUGUUAAAAGAAAAUUGAAAAAAAAUAUGUACCUAUUUUUAUACUUUCAUUUGAAGACAUAUACAUAUAUUAUAAAAUAACAACAUUUAAUAGGUACUUCUGUGGUAUAAGCACAAUAUUAAUUUGCAAAUUGUUAUAUUGUACGUUAUAAUAUUUUCAAAAUGUUUGUAUCUAUUUAAAAUAAUCAAAAUAGAAGUACAAUACAUAGACAUCAUUUAUUUA
Messenger RNA from Daktulosphaira vitifoliae (grape phylloxera), 3514 nucleotides. RefSeq lists its product as uncharacterized. Bases 336 to 2582 code for a protein of 748 amino acids. Gene Ontology annotation, molecular function: copper ion binding; oxidoreductase activity. Lineage: Eukaryota; Metazoa; Arthropoda; Insecta; Hemiptera; Phylloxeridae. The record is from RefSeq and is a predicted model, not a curated record. Gene Ontology annotation, biological process: iron ion transport. The transcript has 12 exons. Gene Ontology annotation, cellular component: plasma membrane.